Closterium sp. NIES-67 is the source of this 2525-nucleotide messenger RNA. Lineage: Eukaryota; Viridiplantae; Streptophyta; Zygnematophyceae; Desmidiales; Closteriaceae. The record is from the annotation of a GenBank genome assembly.
AUGUACGUGUGGUGUUUCCGUUCGCCUCCCGCCCCAUCCUGCGCCGGGGAGUGCUGAGGCUCGCACCAGCAGGGGCGCCGACAGGAUCUGAAAACCUGCAAGAUCGUUGCCUCAAGUAACGUGGCCAGUUGGUCUAGCUGACAUCCCAGAAGGGCGACGGUCACCCGGCUGUGUUUCACCUCGUGACGCAGAAUUAUGCCCUUCUGAAAUCGCAUCGGUAAGUGAGGUAUUACUUUCGAGCCGACGACAUCGUGAGCUCUCGAUAAUACGAGAGCAGCCCGAGGAUCUUAAGUUGGAAAUUACGAAGCACGUGCGGCCAUCAUGGCGGCGCCACCCCGUUCCUGCCACCUCUCCAUCUCCGUGGACACAUCUUCCGCGGCCGACGCGGGGCCAUCGUCGCGAUCGGUACCCGUCUCGCGAUCCAGCAGCACUACUAGCGCUAGCAACGGCAGCAGCGGCUCUGCCACCCCAACGACCACUACUAGCAACACCAGCAGUAGUACCAGUAGCUCCGCUCGGUCUGACAGUUGUAGAAGUCCCAGGAGCAGAGCUGCAGAUGGCCCUUCGUCACUUCGACUCGAAGGGGAGAUUCGGAGCAAAGGCGGCGUCAAAGACGCGCCUUUUCUUGUGAUUUCUCGCCGGGAGGCCCUCUUCGGUCUCCUUCCCCUCGCCACGGUGCUCUCGCUCGUCCUUCUCGCCUCCGCCGUGCGACAAUCCGGCAGUCGCACAAACGUUUCGUCGCCAGAGGUCCGUGGCGCAACGGGUCUGCGACAGCUCUUGGGGGCGCCGUACGAUUACCGCGACGACCUCGCGUCUUCAACGCAACGACUCGACGACUCCCCCGCAUUGAUCGCCGGCAGCCGUUCGGACGAGUACAAUCGAGAAGGAGACGGCGACACCGCAUCGGCAGGAACUGACGCGCCGUCACGAGCUUGGGCCGUUCCUGUUACAGAUACGGCGGAAGACGAAUCUUUGCAGAGCUUGGGGAGCAGCGUCGCCGUUUCGGAGCAUAAUCGGCCCGAUGCUUCAACGAAUGACGCUGCGCUCGCGGCUGUUGGCGGAAGUACGAGCAGUAGUCCCAUGCCACGCGGCGGAGGCGGGAGGGAUUGCAAGCGACGCACGCGAACGGGCCACUGUUUGUCGGAGCUGUUCAGCGUCUACGACGACGCUUAUCGAUCGCUUUGGCCCAGCCGCGUGGACCUCGUAAUCCGCAGCCACGUGUCAAGCACUUUCUUCUUGCUCGAGAUGCUCUUCGCCAGCAUCGAGCAGAUGUGGCCACGUGGCAUCGGUGACGUCAUCCUCAUCCUCGACAGCGACGAGCGAUUGGCCGAGGACCUCAUACCCACGUGGAUCAAGGUCUACUACGAGCAUAACCCCCUGAAGCUUCCAGGAAAGAUCCUGCAGCAGUGGAGCUACCUUUGGGCUGACAACUACACAACAGCACCAUACGUGGCUUUAAUCGACGAUGACGUCAUCUUCAACAUGAAAGUAACGCCCCGGUUACUGUUCAACCUGACGGACGGCAAGCCGUACGUGAUCGGCAGCAAGCAGAAGCAGAUGAACCACUGGUUACCCUCCACGCAGUUCUUCGUUGGCGAGGACAAGUACUUCGCGAAUUUCAUGGUUCAGCUGCCCUUCGUCAUGCCGACGAGCGUCCUGCCGCGGUUCCGCAGCCACGUGGCGAAUCUGCACAAGGAUAAGGGCGGGAGCUUCGACUCGGCGUUCGAGUGGUUCUCCGUCCACGGACCCAAAUUCGAGAAGACCCAGAUCGCCCACACGACCAUAGGGAAUUACAUGUGGGCGUACGCCCAUGAUGAGGUGCACUGGGCCCUGGAAUGGACCAAUCACACGCCCAUUCCUCGUGUCGGCGUGCACGUUCCGUACUCGCAGCCGUUCCGUGUCGCCACAAAGCACCGGGACGAUGCGCCACGUGUCAUCAAGACGUACGUCCAGCUGGCAGCGUAUUACUCGCACGAGGGUGUGUGCCACGCGGUGCCUGCAGGGGAGCUCCCAGGGUGUGAUGAUGUGAGCAAGUAUUCCCAGCGGCAGAUCUGGCAGUACGCCAUGGACUGGUUCGACUGGCCAGCUAUCAAGGAGAAGAGGGCCAAUGCCACUGUGGUGUAUGACCAGUACGUGACUGAGCUGGCCUGCAUGUACUGGAGGGUGGCUCAGGGUGGUGGUGGUGGUGGUGGUGGAGGGGAGUCAAGCAUGCAGGGAACAGCUGUGGAGAUGAGGGGGGAUGUUCCUGCAGAGAGGAGGAGAGAGCUUGUGUCGUCUCUUCAGGACUGUGUCACCCCUCGCUCAUGAAUGAGUUGUGCAGCUCAGCUUGGUGGUUACGUCCAUGUACCGGUAAUAACAUGCCAGGGGUGCAGCUCAUACUGGUGUACUAGCUUAUGGCUCAUGCAUGGUUUGUUCAGCAUAUUUUGCUGAUGUGUGUCUUAGUGUUGGUUCAAGCUGUGUAUGCAAUAAGAGAACCAGGUAGGUGAUUGACUUCAUUAGUGCGUAUAUAAGGAUCUGAAUGGAUG